Molecule: messenger RNA, 661 nt
Organism: Drosophila takahashii
Lineage: Eukaryota; Metazoa; Arthropoda; Insecta; Diptera; Drosophilidae
Source: RefSeq, a predicted model, not a curated record
GAUCGUAAACAGGUUACUGCCGCAAUGCGAGAACUGCAAAUGUCGGAAAUGUUUUGGAUUAUGGCACUCAUAUUGAUUGGCAGUUGUUUCGCUUAUCCUAAGCCGCGGACCUCGUACGUCGAUGACUUUGUGUUUCCCUCAAACGAAGAGCAUAUCCCUCGCAGUUGGGAACACUACGCAAAAGAUCAAUCAACCGAAUCGAGAGAUCACAAUGACAAUGCUAAAAAUCGAGAUAAGUGCAGAGAAUUUCAUAUCGACGACUCCUCUUGAAAAGUCUGUAUGAUUUUCAUCAGCUACAAGAAAUUGGAAGAUCCCCUGCAGAGUUUAAAUAAGGCUCUGGUUGAGGAUCUAAAUCUUCCGGAACUCGUUUAUAGUUUACGAGUUGUGAAGCGCGGAAAGCGUCGUUUAGUUUUUGAGCUGCCAAGUGCCAUAGAUGCCUUUCUUACCCUGAAUAGUUAUUGUAAUUUAUAUCAAGAUCGUCAUGAUCGCACCUAUGAAAUUCUCAAUGUUGAAGAACCUUUGAUUUUUUAACUAAUAAUUUCUCAAGAUAUUGCUACAUGAAGUGCAAAAACUUGUUUCAUACCAAUGUUCCCAUUAGAUUAAAAUUACUAAGUAAAGAAAUUCGAUAUAAUAACUUGAUAGUGCUGUGUAAUUACGAAUG